Molecule: messenger RNA, 1155 nt
Organism: Botrytis porri
Lineage: Eukaryota; Fungi; Ascomycota; Leotiomycetes; Helotiales; Sclerotiniaceae
Exons: 5
Coding region: 1-1155 (384 amino acids)
Source: RefSeq, a predicted model, not a curated record
AUGGGAAACACAAACUCGCAUCCCAAGCACUUGGGUGCCUUAACGUCGCCAAAAGGUCUAGGGAAUGUUGUUACUAUCGUUAUCUUCGCAAUUCUCAGCAUCGUCGCUGUCGGCUUGCGAAUCUGGAGUAAAGUCGUCAUUAGGCGUGCUUUCCGGGCUGAUGACUAUUGCAUAUUCGCUGCUCUACUUUUCUGGUUGGGGUUUGUCGUGUGUGAAAUUAUGGCUGUCGUACCAGGAGCAUUAGGCUUUCAUGUUGAAGAAGCUAUCAAAUAUUUGGGACCUGAUUCACUUACUGUUACCUUGAAAGCUUUCCUUGCUUCAUCUCCAGUAUGGAUUAUCUCCACCAGUUUGGUGAAAAUCUCGAUUUUAUCUUUUUAUACAACUAUCUUUCCUGCCAAGACGUUUCAUCUUAUCGUCAACUCGAUUAUUGCUUUGAACGCUGUGUACUGCGUGGGCUACAUCUUUGCAUCUUUGUUCAUAUGCACACCAUUUGCUUUCAAUUGGGAUAAAACCUUAACAAAUGGAAAAUGCGGCGACACGAUUCAGCUGGAGAUUAGCUCUGCAUCAAUCAAUAUGAUCUUUGAUCUUAUAGUUGUCUUUCUUCCCAUGCCGACUUUAUGGAGACUCAAGAUGGCUGUGAGUAAGAAGCUAUUUGUUAGCUUCAUCUUAGGUCUUGGAUUAUGCAUUUGCGUCAUGAAUAUAACUCGUGUUGUUCUCGAGACGCGUCAGGACAAUAUCGACUUUACAUACGGGUUGGUGUAUGCGGGUCUUUUCGCUGGCUUGGAAAAUGGCAUAGGCAUCAUCGUGGCAUGCCUACCAACCUAUGGACCUUUGAUACGAGGGCGAACAAAAGGAUUCAACAGUGCUGAGUCUGAAAGCUACAUGCGCAAUCGCAAAAACUCCUAUUUUCAGAGAAAGACGAAAGAAUCUUAUACAACUAACAUGGCCUCAUUCGACGAAGAAGGCUUUGAAAGAUUGCAUGAAAAUAUGGACGGUGUUCCACUGAAGAGUCUGCAGAACGGAGGAGUAGGAGCCCAGCGUUCUGCAUGGGUAGCCGUUGACUCCCGCAGUAAUAAAUCAUCCCUGAACCUUGGUGAAUCUGAAGGUAUCGCGGUAAAGACCGAGCUUAAAAUGACGAGCUCAGGAGGGCCAUAA